AGAGUACGAAAAGAUUUGGACUGGUUCAUGCGAAUGACGUCAGAGAAGACAUUUUGUCAACAAAAAAGAAACGUAAAAUCUUGUGACAAAUAAUCAUCAAGUAGAAGAGAACAUUUCUUUCAACAGUGAAGUCAAUAUGGGCUGCAUAAUAGGGGGUUUGGCAUGUUGUGUGGGGAGUGCAGCUUGCAGUCUGUGUUGUGCCGCCUGUCCAUCAUGCAAGAACUCAACAUCAACAAGAAUUGCUUACUCUUUCAUGCUCCUUGUUGGAACCGUUGUAGCUGCCGUAAUGUUGGCUCCUGGCUUAAGAGACAAGCUAGAUGAUAUCCCAGGGUUAUGUAAAAGUUUUGUUGGAGAGCAUGUAUGGAACACUCAGUUACUGAAGGAACAGCAGUGUGAUGAGGUUGUAGGAUACCUGGCCGUGUAUCGGGUCUGCUUCUCAAUGGCCGCAUUCUUCUUUCUGUUCUGUCUUAUCAUGAUCAGUGUGAACUCCUCGAAGGAUCCUCGCUCCAAAAUCCAAAAUGGAUUUUGGCUGUUCAAGGUACUAAUUUUGAUUGGUAUCUGUGUGGGAGCUUUCUUUAUUCCAAGAGGUGACUUUGGGAAAGCCUGGAUGUGGAUUGGUUUGAUUGGCGCGUUCCUGUUUAUACUGAUACAGCUUAUCUUGUUGAUUGACUUUGCACACGGCUGGAGUGAGAGCUGGGUAGAGAAAUACGAGGAAACAGAUUCAAAGUGUUACUACUAUGGGCUGUUGUUUUUCACUGUCAUCUUCUACCUGGUGUCACUGACUGGGAUAAUAUUAUUCUACAUAUUCUAUGCCAAGGAUGGUGAAUGUGGACUGCACAAGUUCUUUGUCAGUUUCAACAUGAUUCUGUGUGUUGCUGUGUCAGUGCUCUCUAUUCUUCCAAGGAUACAGGAAUGUCAACCGAGAUCUGGUCUCCUGCAGGCUUCAGUGAUUACAGCUUAUGUUACCUACCUGACAUGGUCUGCUAUGUCCAACAAUCCAAAUACCAAAUGUAACCCAAGUUUGGCUCAGAUUGUUGACCCCAAGUUCAAUGUAACAACCCCAGCUCCAGGGGACAGUGCCCAGGUAUGGGGUCAUGGCAAGACAUUUGAUUGGAGCUCUAUUGUGGCACUGGGUAUCUGGCUGUUUGCUGUUCUCUACUCGAGUGUCCGUACAUCAACCAACAGUCAAGUGGGCAAGAUCACAAUGUCUGAGAAGACAAUACUACAGAGUGACACUGGCUCUGAUAAAAUACCUUUGACUGAAGAUGGAUCCAGUGACAGCCAUGAUGAGGAGAAGGGAGGCCAGAGGGUGUGGGACAAUGAAGAGGAGGGUGUGGCUUACAGCUAUUCCUUCUUCCACUUCAUGUUGAUGCUUGGAUCACUCUAUGUCAUGAUGACACUCACAAACUGGUUCAGUCCCAGUUCUGACUUCUCCACACUGAACUCGAACAUGGCGGCUGUGUGGGUGAAGAUUGUAUCAAGCUGGCUGUGUAUCGUCUUGUAUGUGUGGACUCUGGUCGCACCAGUCAUUCUCAAAGACAGAGAGUUCAGCUAAGAGAUACCUUCCUUGUUGUGGGACAGAGUUAAAUUUCUUGUGAAGGAACAAAGAUAUGUUGACAUUUUAAGGAAGAGUGAAGUCUUUGAGGACAUGAAAGAAAUAUUAUGUUAACGUUAUUGUGAUAAUAUUUAUGCUUUAUUUUGUAUCCCGGCAUGAAAACAUUUGCUGUAUCUAUUUUAAAACUGCAUAGGUUAAUCAAAACUGUAAAAACAUCAUUUUUUCUCCAUUUUCUCUUUUUCACCAAUAUUGUGCCACCACCUUGUAACUGAUAUUCUACUGUAUGCUGUUACGAGAGUAAAAAUAAAUGUAACUGAUAUUAAAGAGAUAAUAGAAUACCAUUUAAUUGAUACAAUUUUUACAGUGUUAUUUUACCUGAAUCUUACAGCAGUUUUUGUUAAUCUUUGGAAUAGAUAGGUAUCAGUUGUGACUGAUCAACAUUUAAAUUGAAAAUAUUUAUGUAGAACAAUGUUACACUUACUGGUUGUAAAGAUGGAAAUUGAUGAUUUACAGCAUUUGUAUCUAUAUUCACAGGAUUUUCAAAUAAUUUUAUAACCAGUUUCAACAAGGAAAAUUCAUCAUAUUUUCCUCAGCAAGACAGAAUUUUUAUCAAAUUUUGUGCUUUUGAUCAAGACUGUAAAAAGUAUAUCCAAGGAAAAAAUGUGUUUUGUGCUUUGGGGAAAUCAUUUUAAAUGAAAAAGUCAUGUAGAAAGAUACAUUCUUGAAUAAAAUAUCCUUGUGACACAAUUUAAAUCUGAACACUGCUUUAAUAGGUACGCAAGACUUACUUCUUCAAAGUGAAUAAAAGAAAUAAGAUAUCGCAAAAGGAAAAUGCAGACAUAUUUUCUUUAUGUAUAGAAAAAAUAUUCUGGUAGUACAAACUUACAUUAGCUUCUGUAUUGUUGUUUCAUUAUCAGAAAAAAAUAGAUCCGUGUUUCAGUGGGGUUUAUCAAACAGUGUAUGUAUAAUCUAGAUGCUUUGGUGUAAUGGCCGACACAUUCUGAAAUAAAUUUGGUCAAAAGGUAGUAGGCAUGUCCAGUUUUAUACUAUAACAGUAACCUGACAAAAUACCAGGGUUGGAAUAUGAGAAAGGUGAGGAUAGUAUAGGAUAGUCUAAUCUGUAUGAUCUAUCUUAUGUUUAAGUUACACAUGCAAACUUAGUGAGAACAAAUAACAUAUCCGGACUAAUGCAAGUUUAGAGAUGGUAGACAAGGCACAUGCUCUGAAAAACCUUCCAGAUAUCUAUUUUACAUGGUUGUAAGUGAUAAUGUAAGUCUCUGUUGAAACUUUUAAAGAGCUUAGCUAAUUAGCCUGGGGGCUUGUAAGACCUAACAAUGUUAGUUUGAUUGUUUAUAAAAUAAUGCCUAAAAGAAUACCAAGCCGAGUCCAGAUACUCGUGUAAUUAGCAAAAAGCACUUUGAUGUAUAGGUAUAUGUUUUCUUUUUUAUGGGGUGCACAUCUCUGAACCUACCUAGAAACCAUCUGCCUCUAGAUCCUGUAUCUGCCUCUGAAUUUGUUGCUGCCCCUGAAUAAGGUAUAAAAUAAGUUCCCCUUUCAUUGUACACUUUUCUCCAUUGAUACAAAGUUAAUUUUCAUAUUAUUUUGUGUCUAGCAGUUUCGAUAAAAAAAAAUCACGAAGUAGUUUUAUUGAAUGUAACUAAACUUAUAUGGUGGCAACAGUGAAUCAGUAUGUGUCGGCUACAAAUUGUAAGAUGCUGGAUUUCAUCUUGACAUGUACAUACCAAAAUAAAUUUUCUUUUAAUCUUGUAUGAUCUGUAUGUGUUAUGUUUGUUAACUUGUAUUGUGAAUGCUUGUUGUUGUUUGUAUAGUCACUCUAUAUUAAAUGAUUUUCACAUUU
This is a messenger RNA of Mercenaria mercenaria, 3413 nucleotides long. Its product is annotated as serine incorporator 1-like. The record is from RefSeq and is a predicted model, not a curated record. Gene Ontology annotation, cellular component: membrane. The transcript is spliced from 13 exons. Lineage: Eukaryota; Metazoa; Mollusca; Bivalvia; Venerida; Veneridae. The coding region runs from base 137 to 1555 and encodes 472 amino acids.